CUCCCCAGCGUCUCUGCAGCCGAUCCCAUAUGGGCCUCCGACAAUCUUGAAUGCUUCCUUCGGUCAAGUUAGGGACGGAGUGGUCUGAGUCGGUCUUUGGAGUUUGGCCGCAUCGCAAUGUUCUAUUUCACCUUCUCCAUUCUUUCUUCGCUUUUUCUUUCUUGAAAUAUGGUGGACGUUCUCAGUCCUUUGUCUGCUCGUCCGCCGACUCCACCGAGGACUGCAUCACGCACGCUGUCUGAGAAAGGCCGGACAGAACAGUCGCCAGUGAUUGUGCAGACGCCCGUCGAAUCUCCCUUUCCUCCGAACGGCUCUACCGGUGCCCCUUCAAGUCGUCAAUCGAAGCGUGUCAAUUUCUCACCAUGGCCGAAAUACAUCAAGCCCCCGACGUUCACCAAUGCGAAAUCGAAAGUCCUUCUUCCUUCGAACGAAUGUAAACCCGCUCGGUCUAUACUCAAGGCAACAAACUCGCCCGGUCCCCUCUCUUUGUCAGAAGUUACAUCGUAUACUCCCGAAACAUUCGCGAUGCUGUUGGAAUCUGUCACCCAGCAACUGGCUGGAGACAAGACAAGUUCGAGGAGUGAUGCCUAUAUGCAGUUUUUCAAUGCAUUGAGGGCAUACGAAAAAGUUCCAACCGAGGAGGAGAUCGUGCGCAAGCUGGGGUUGAUUACACAAUUUAUCCAACGCGAUGUCAGCCGGGACCUUACGAAAGGAGGGCCAUUGGAAACAAAUGUCGUAAUUCAGGCCCUAAAGCUCUCCGUGGUGUUUGUCUGGCAUCCUCAAAUCUCUCCGCAUCUUCCUGAUGACUUCAAACUUUUCCUUGUCGAUCAUGCAGUCAGCUGCCUUGAAAAUGGCAGACUUCCGAAAUCUGUCUUGAUCCAUUACCUCUCCGUUCUAUCUCAGCAAAAGUACCAACCGCGGAUAAUAACGAAUGCUCGAAUCUCUCGCCUACUUACAAUGCUGAAUAGCCUCACCGACAAAGUGAAAGGGAACGGGAUAGUCUCUCAACGUCUUAUGAUUUAUGAGCGCAUAUUCGAGCUGAACAAAUCCGCGUUUGUUUCCCAGCCGGCCUUAUGGAUGAAUCACAUCCUGUCUGGAUUGCUUCAUCAUGUCAAAGACGUCAGACUGAAGGCGCUAGAUGUUGGUUUCAAUGCCUACAUGAGUGCGGGAGCCAACUCGACCUUGUCAAAAACUCUUCGCGAUAUUUUCGACCAGCCUCUCGAUCAACAUAAGAGGAAAUUGGCGUCAGAAAUAUGCGAGCGUAUGACGCGCAUGAUGGCUAACCCCGAGACAGGAGAACACGUUCCUCAAAUAUGGGGUGUCCUGACAUUGCUCUUGCGAAACAAGCGAUUCAACAUUGACCAGUGGCCGCAUUUCAAGGAAUGGGUUCUUGUGCUCCAGAAAUGCUUCAACUGCAGCGAUCCUGAGAUCAAGUCCAGAGCUAUCACGAACUGGAAUCGCUUCGUUCUAGUGGUCAAUAUCAGCGAGGCAACCUCCCGGUCCUUACUGCGGAUGCUGAGCAAGCCGAUACUCUCUCAAUUUGAGAGGAAGAAGAUAGACAAGCAAAACACACAGCCCAGCGGAUUAGUGGUUUCCAGUUACCACAAUCUUCUCUACUACGCCUUCCGUCCUGAUGCGUCUUUCCACCAGCUAGACAUCGUUUGGGAAGAAUACAUCGCAUUACCGUCGGAAAAGACGUUCUCGGUGGUGUCGAGUCUAAGCGAUCGCGCUGCCCAUGCCAUUUCUCAUAUGUUAUGGAGCUCGCAACCGCUUAAGGCUUGGUCGGAGAAUCGAGUAAAUGAGCUGAAAAGAAUUGUUGCCGAAGAACUACCUCCUUUGGAUUGCAAGUGGGUUAGGUCCAGAAUCGCCACUGUUCUUAAGGUCUUUGAGUCCUUGCUGAAGUCGUCUGUCUGGGAAACCGAGCCGCGAACGUCCAACAUAGCCGCUGCGUGGACAAAUCUCAUCCAGGCUCUCGCAUUUGCCGCAAGCAAGGAGAUAACGCCUUCUCCUGAGUCAAUGCAGGCGGUGGCGCAUGUACUGGCCUUUCUCCAGCGCAUCUGGAAAGCAAGGCCAUUGUCACUCAAUGCUUUCGAGAUAGAGUCGGAGGAUACCUACUUCGACCGCUUCGCUUUUCUGUCGACUACCAUGGUGAAUGCGCUUGGUAAUAUCCCAGUUACAGAGAAAUUACUUUUGAAGACAGCAGAAGCGGCAUACCCAAAUGUUAACACCUCUACAAACCGCCAUUCAACCGCCAGUAACCAUCCUGACAGCCCUAUUCUGCACCUGCUCCGUCUUAUUAGCAAUGUUUCGGGCCUUCCGACACCGAAAAUUGCUUACUCUCGCCUGAUCGGCGAGGUUGUUGGAGCCGUGUGCCACGGCAAAGUUUCGAGAGGACCCCAACUCGAUAUCCUCCGACAAUGCGUAGAUUUGGUCGAAACUGGCCAUGGAUUCGAUUCCAGCGUCGCUGGGUUCGCGGACACCGUCUGGAAAUCAACGGCCCAACUGUGUGCGGAUUGUUUGUCUUCCUUCCCCACUGAGUCAGCUCGAGAACGGGAUGGACCUUUGUUCCGCGAUUACGACAAUGUCAUCAAGAUCCUCACCGCAGGAUUGAGCUUUGCCGACAGCUCCUCAAUUUGGGAUCGACUUUUGGGUACAUUUAUGAGCGUCCUGCGUACCGAAAAAGGAGACUCGGCUGUGUCAGCAAUAGCACUUGCACCUCUGGCGGCUGCAAUGAACUCGCUCACGGUCCAUGAGACGUACUUCCCAGCAUCCUCAAUCAUCAGGCAUUGCCUAACAGUUCCUUUCCAUUACUGGGACAGAAACAUGAUGAACCAGCAAAAAGGAGAGUUCAGCGAGCCGCCAUUCCCUACCGAAAUAGUCGGACUUGUCCACGGGAUCCUCAAGGAGUCUUACGAUAACUUCACAAAUUCUCAAGGUACGGGUCUUGCUGAAUUUAUGGAGUCGGUAGUAUCAUUCCUUGGAUCAGGUAGUAUUAUUUUCCGCUGCAUGCUCCUCGAGAAGCUCCAAGAACCCUUUGGCUACUACCUGAGGGAUGUUGCUGGUCACUUGAAGGUUGAAGGAGGCUGUGAAAAGAGGAUGUUGAUUGCUUGCCAGGAGCUAUCGGCAGCUAUCUUGAAUAUUCUGGGUGCUCUACCUCGCAAUGAUGCGACAUUGCAACGAUUCGAGCGCACCUUCUGCUCGGGUUUACGCGCGUCCGAGUAUACCAGGGCUGAACAAUUUCUCGCUUUUUGGAAUUCUGCUUUUGAGUGUCAGCUGAACCCAGGCUGCCCUAUCCACUUACACAUUGCGGUACAGGACGUCAAAACCAGGGUUAGUUAUGUGAGGCGAGGCGGCUUGCCAAUGGGAAAUAUAGAUGGUAUCCCGCAUACCAUUCCCAGCCAGAACACGACGAUCACUUCUAAGGAUGUACCGGCAAAGUCUCGCAUUACAUUCAUUUUAGACGCUCCUCCAGGAAACCCUUUCUCCGAACCUACAGAUCCAUCGUCUGCAACGAAGGUCGCGGCUCCACAGGAGACAAGACCGAUUGAGCAAACUCUCCCAGGGGUUGCCCCCACCAGUAACACAAAUGGCAAUGAAAGUCCCGCUCUACCAGUGUCCGAUAAUGAACACGCCGCCCAGCAUAGCCAAGUGUUUUCGAUGAUCGACAACCUUCGCUCAUCAUCUCCAAUGGGAAAUACACCACGGGCGCUCGGGUUUAUGACACCGCCUCACCUGCGCAACCUGCGAAACGAAGAUUCCGGCACAGAGACUCCUAAGACACCUACGAUACCAGCGGUGUCGGCAGACAACGAAGACACAUUCCUCGGCUCAUCACCGACACCUGCUAUUAGAGGUCGGACCUCAUCGGUAGCAUCCGCGGUACCUCCUUCGUUUUCUGCCGUCAAUAAUGACGCGAUGGAGGUCGAUCCUCCCUCAUCCCCUCCCGAGCUUGACCGGCAGACUCCAGAUUCUCGACAACCGUCGCCCACGAAAUCUUCUGCUGUCAAAGAUAGUGGUGGGAAGGGCAAGAAGAGAAAUCGGGCGAGGCGGUCCAGACGAUCUCAGCUGUCGCAGGUGGCUAACAAGGAAAAUGCCGACACCAGCACUUCGCAAAAUGAGCAAAGUGAACAAAGCGAUGUCAAUGUAGAGACAAAACCUGGGCGGGGAUUGAGAACCCGUCUUCGCUCUUCUACAGAUAAGAGCUUCACAAAGGAUGAGGAGACCGCUCCUCAACAGGCUGAAGAAAUGCCCAAGGCACUGUCUAUUGAACCCAUCCAUGAGCCUAUCGAUCAGCCUGUCUCAGCACCUGAGAACAAGGUCACCGACGGGCGCGACGAGCACCUGGAGAAACAACAACCCGAGCAACCCGAUGCCGCCGCAGACUCCAGCGAUGACACAGACACACAGGCUACCUCGCAACUAGAGUACGAUCUAGUCUCCGCUGUGGACCUGGGCAGCGACGCACCCCACUCAGAAGUGCCAGACUCGGCGGAUCCAGCCCCGGUUACCCGCAAACGAAAGCGAGACGAAGAAGCCGAGACAUCCACGCAGUCUAGCAAAGAGAGACGUCGUUCCUCAAGACUCUCCUCUAGCGCUGCCCCAGCAGUCCAAGUUGAGGACAGCCAGCCUGCUCGGCCGAAGAAGCAAAAGGUCGUUACUGUCACUCAAGAAGCACAGUCUUCUUCAGCUGUCACAGCAGAAGACACGCACGAAGCCGAACCCGCUGCUAGGGGAGGCAAGUCGCCUAAGCCUGAAAGCAAGGCAAAGAAGGAGAAAGGAAACGGCAAGGCGCCAGAAACCCAGGAAUCUUCGCAGAAACGGCGAUCAGGCCGUAUCAGUGGUGUUCCCGCACCUGAUAUCCCAGAAGAAAGUCCCGUCUCGAAGAAAUCUCCUCUUCCGAAGAAAUCGCCUAGACCCAGUAGUGCGCGGAAGAGCAGAAAGCAGAAAGAAAGGGAGCGAAGGGCCGAAAGGCGCAAAUCCCAGCUUGCUGCGGCAGCGUCAGGGAAAGAAGAUGCACCGACAAGAGGAACACCGGACGGCGACCCAGAAGAGUCUCUUGAGCCUUCAGCUACGGACAACUCUCCGGCGGAGCCCCCUGGGACACAGAGUUCUCAACCAGACCUACAGUCCAUCAAGGAGCCCGAGGUGCAUGAAGAACCCGAAGACGUAGACAUGGCAGAAGCGCACGGGCCAAAGCCUACAACCACCCCUGCCGAGCCUGAGGCGAGCAUCUCCGUGGACCAAGCACAUCCUUCUUCAGCGGAAGAAUCAUCAGCCCUACCAGAGCCCGAGCCAGCUCAGGAACCCGAACAACGGGAGCCGAGCCCUCGGCCCACCCACGGUAUCCCAAUCACCGCUUCUCUCCGCACACUCCUCGACCAGGUCAAACUCGCCUCUUUGGACCGCGAUACUGUCAGGGAAAUGGACAACCUCCUCUUCGACUUGCGUGUCGAGAUGCACGAGGCUAUGAGGCGACACGGCGAGACUACAGCAAGCCACCAAUAGCGCUUGAAAACACACAAAAGACAAAGAAAGAGAACUAAGGAUAAAGCAGGAAAUGGAAGAUUUUGCAUAGCGAAGGCGUUUGGAAUCGGAUUUUGCACCUACAUAACCAUGCAACACGGUUUCUUUGGUAAAUUACACAUGCUACGAAGAGGGCGAGGGAGGAGUAGAUAGCGGGAGGAUCGGGGCGAGCGACACUCACUCCUCGUGUUAGUAUUCUCCCAAUAUCGGCAUUUUUUUUUUUUGUUUUGUUGCUGUUUGCUCGUCUUCUUAUCUCAUCUUACCUUCCAGAUCUUACUGAAGAAGAGUGUUUGAGUCGAGUUCUUAGCUACCUGUCUUGUAUCCCCUAUAUAGACCGUUCUUCGUCUAUGCCGACGGACUUGUCGUCAGUUAUCUUAUAUCCGAAAUCCGCAUUUCAGGUCCUUUAUCAAUGGUAGAUCGAUUCUUCCUGGUCGUAGCAGCGAACGGUCAGCCCUACUACUCGUUCACCCCGUUCGUAAUCCCUGCCAUGGGUGUGCUGGAACCUCAUUUCCACCGCGAGUUCCUGCCUGGCACAUAAUAGCAUCUGGGCUGGUUUGCGGUGUCUAUCCUCAGGUCUAUGGUUUCGCGGUGUCGGGUGUGUUUGGUGGCUUGAUUCCGUGUAGCGUAUCCGACGAUCCAGGGGCUUGGAAACCACGCUGCAAAAGACGUUCUGCUUUGACACUGUUUGACACUGGCACAUGCUACCAUUGUCAGGAAGACGGUUAUUGUUUUGGAGAUAUACAUGAAAAGUAAGCAGGCGUCUUGCAGAAUAAAAGGACCGACCGACAGAC
Aspergillus calidoustus is the source of this 6314-nucleotide messenger RNA. The record is from the annotation of a GenBank genome assembly. Lineage: Eukaryota; Fungi; Ascomycota; Eurotiomycetes; Eurotiales; Aspergillaceae.